UGCCACCGAGCAGGUUUGCCAGCAGCGGGCUGUGGUUUAUAUAGAAUGAACCGUGAUGGGGAACCAGGAUAACGCGCACAGAGCGACAAGAUUCUAGCUAAUGUUUAUUUGUUUUUGCAUCACCAACGUCUUCAACCACCUGUUUAUUUUGAUAUAACUUCGACAACAGCAGGGAGGAUCCGUGCGUAAUUUUGAGGAAAUGUCUUUCCAGUGUGGAGGACGGUGUCGUGGCGGUCUGUGAUGUGUGCUGACUGGUAACAGGUGGAGCUCACACACUGCGGAUCGCGUUACGCGGUGGAGUCGGAGCAGCGGGAUGGGAAACCAAGCGGACAAGAUUGCGCAUUUAAGUUACGCAGGAGUUCCCACGGUGGACCCCAACGGCCUGGACCUGGAGGAGGGUCCUCGGAUCGGGGUUUCUUACAUCUUCUCGAGCGACAACGAUGAGCUGGAGGAGCACGUGGUCGAGAAGGACCGGAACCGGGAAGAGAAGCCCUACGACAGACGCGACGAGGUGGAGUGCGCCGUAUACCACCGUGGAGACUGCAUCUACGAGAAGAGCCUCGUGUCCAACGACUUGGAGUCCCACACCCCGGAGGACCUCCUCCACAGAUGCACAGCGGGGGACCUGGUGGAAUUCGUGGCCGCCGGCCAGCCCCCCCACUGGGCUGUGUAUGUGGGACAUCUCCAAGUGGUGCACUUGCACAGAUGUGAGGUCAAAAGCAGCUUCCUGACGGACGCCAGUCAGGGAAGGAGGUGCAGGGUGGUGAACGAGCUGUACAGGUUCAGGCCCCUCGGUGCAGACCUGGUGGUCCAGGCGGCUAUGGAGCAGGUGGGCCUGAAGGACCGGGAGCUGAGCUGGAGGAGCUCCGAGUGCUUCGCCGCCUGGUGCAGGUUUGGGAAGCGAGAGUUUAAGACGGGUGGGGAGAUAAGGAUCGGAAAACAGCCAUACCGCUUGAAGAUGAUUCUGUCCGAUAAACAUUGGCACAAUCUGGAGUUCCAGAGUCUAGACGAUGUGAUCAUGGAGAAGAGAAGGAACGACCACCUGGGCAAGAGCGCCGUGCUGCAGGAGCUGGCCCAUCACUUCAGCAGUGUUGAGGUGAUCAAAAGCGAGGGGUGAUCAACAGUAUGGGGUGUUCAGAAAUGACAGGGUUAAACAAGUAGAUUUUUUAAUAGAUUUUCUGAUGGAUGGAUUCCCCUGUUAACAACUUAGCCUUUACCAAACGUAAUUUUUGAUACCCUUCAUUUGAUCCUUAACAAACCAUUUUGUGAUUUAAUUUCAAUUGUCCAUUUUUCAAUAUAACUUGAUGUUAAGAUCUUCUCGUAUGCCUACAACGAUGUGCAGAUGCCUUAAAGCCAGAAUCGUCAAUCCUUUAUGCAUAAUUAGCCUACAUGAUACAUUCAUUGGCUACAGUGUAGUCUGAAUGGUAUGACAUUGCCUUACAGGUCUUUUUGCAGGUGUCUUGCAUGACGACAAGAAAUGUGACAGUUUGAUUGUUUUUCUGUGAUAAUGUUUUCUUUUAAGGCCAAAUCCCUGCUUUGCCCAAACAUGUUAUUGUUCUCUUUUUGCACCAGCAUCCGUCUUGAAUUAGGCUGACAAUGUUAAAUUGACUAAUUGACCAAUGGUCAAGGUGUCUGUCUGUCUGUCUGUGUGGAAAGGCUAUGCAGUAUUUCCUUUACCAAAUGCUUGCUUAAAUUCCAUGGGAUUGCAGCCUAUCUGAAUGUAGCCUAAUAACCGUUUUCUUGAGCAUUUAAUGAAUAUUGAGCCAUACAUACUGUAUAGCUCUAUAUGUUUAUUCUCAUCAGCCCCAUAUGUAAUAAACUAUUUUUUGGGCAUGAAAAAUGAGGUUCUCUACUAAUGUACUACUGUUUUUUUGCGGAAUGUGGAAAAUGUGUCCUUAAAAUGUCGGUGGGGUCAAAGGGGUGUCAGGGUGACUUUGAAGAGUGGUGUGGCAGACACUUUGUUCUGUUGUAAAAUAAGUGCUAUGUCUAUAAAAGGAAACUUUGUGUUAUUUGUACAAUCGUACAGCCAGUGUUUAGGGUUCCCGCCUCAGGUCCUUGUUUUUAAACUCUUAUGUUUCAACAUGAAUAUAUUAAUUCUGUAGGCUUUGUGAAACCAAUUAACAUUGUUUAAAAUUGUUAAUGGGCAUCCUUGAAAGUUUGUUUUAAGACACUUAACGCUCCGUUUCAUCAUAGUGACCCACUUCAUAUUUUUGUAAUAUUGUAUAUUUAGUUGAUCUUUUCAAAGGGAAUAGACAUGCAAAUAGAACUAACACUGUUGCCAGGCUUCCAAAAAUAAGGGAGAUCUUGUCUAACAAAUACCUGUUUUUUUCAUUUAAUUCAUACCAAAGUGCUUGCGAUUAACUCCGGAUAUAAUGAAGGGCCAUCAUCAUCGCUUUGCUUAUUCUGUUUACUCAACUACAUUCCUUGGAUUGGAUUGGAUAAUCACACCAAAUGUAAUUUAGAAAUCAUCGAAAUCAUUAAGCAGUUAAAGGCACCCAGUGCAACUUUGUCAACAUUCAAUGAAAAAUAAACAUUCAAUUUCUAGUCUUUUUUACACGUAGUAAGUUUCAAUAACUCCAUACCAUUACAUAUCGACAUUCAAGGAGCAAAGAUGAGACGUCGUUGUGUGGUGAGAACUGAUAGAAAAUCGUAAACAACAACAAUCGCCGGUGGGGAGAAGCCAUUUUUCCAUUGACUGGAAGCCUGCUUUAUUUAUUGUAGGUUACAAAAAAUAAAGAAAAUGGCGGCAUUGUUGUUAUCGAUUUUUUAUCAGUUCUCACCACACAACGACGUCUCAUCUUUGCUGCUUGAAUGUCGGUAUGUAAUGGUAUGGAGU
Molecule: messenger RNA, 2836 nt
Organism: Gadus chalcogrammus (walleye pollock)
Lineage: Eukaryota; Metazoa; Chordata; Actinopteri; Gadiformes; Gadidae
Gene: lratd2a
Product: LRAT domain containing 2a
Exons: 2
Coding region: 314-1117 (267 amino acids)
Source: RefSeq, a predicted model, not a curated record